UCGCCAAUAUACUCCAAUUUUGGCCAAACAUUGGCCGGUGUGUCCAGCAUCAGGGCCUACGGCUGUACCGAUCGGUUUAUACGGGAAUCCGAUAGACUAGUAGACAUCAAUCAGAUGUGUCUCUAUCCUAAUGUCGUAGCAAACAGUUGGCUACAAAUUUGGUUGACAUCGCUGAGCAAUUGUCUACUAUUUUUUGCCGCCCUGUUUGCCGUACUGGGUAAGGGUAGGCUAACCGGUGGCGACAUAGGACUAUCCUUAUCCUAUGCAAUGGCUUUGACAGUCUAUUUGGGAUUGUUUAUCAAAACGUUUGCUCAGUUAGAAAACAAUAUGGUUUCAGUCGAGCGUUUAGAUGAAUACUGUAGACUGGAAACUGAAUCCGAUUGGCAUCGAUGUGAUGAUACGGAUGACCACCCGUUACCUGAUAACUGGCCCGACAGGGGAGCCGUUAGGUUUGAGAGUUACGGUACCAGAUAUAUGGUUGGAUUGGAUUUGGUUCUCAAUGACAUUGAUGUCGAUAUUAAACCGGGCGAAAAGAUAGGUAUUGUUGGCCGAACCGGUGCUGGAAAGUCGUCGCUAACGUUAGCCUUGUUUAGGCUCAUUGAGCCAGCAAUGGGACGGAUAGUCAUCGACGGUAUAGAUAUCGGACGAUUAGGUCUACACGAUCUGCGUUCACGGCUAACAAUCAUACCUCAGGAACCGAUACUAUAUUCGGGUACAAUUCGUUCAAAUUUGGAUCCGUUUGGCCAGUUUACCGACGAUCGUUUGUGGACAGUAUUAGAUCAGUCGCAUCUGAAAGAGUUUGUUGCCGCCGGCGAUCGGGGACUCGACUGGCCGGUAGCCGAAUCGGGCGAUAAUCUAAGUGUUGGCCAACGACAGCUCAUAUGUCUUGGUCGGGCUCUGUUACGCAAUACACGUGUGCUUAUCCUCGACGAGGCCACGGCUGCCGUCGACGUCGAAACCGAUUCACUCAUACAGCAAACCAUACGCCAAGAGUUUAGCUCAUCCACUGUCCUGACGAUUGCCCAUCGAAUCAAUACAAUUAUGGACUCCAAUCGGGUAUUAGUACUCAACAACGGACGGGUAGCCGAGUUUGCCGAACCCGAUGUUUUGCUGGCAAACAAAUCGUCAAUUUUUUAUUCACUGGCCACGGAUGCCGGUAUUAUUUGA
Oppia nitens is the source of this 1167-nucleotide messenger RNA. Its product is annotated as ATP-binding cassette sub-family C member 3-like. The record is from RefSeq and is a predicted model, not a curated record. Gene Ontology annotation, cellular component: membrane. Gene Ontology annotation, molecular function: ATP hydrolysis activity; ATPase-coupled transmembrane transporter activity; ATP binding. Gene Ontology annotation, biological process: transmembrane transport. NCBI's taxonomy places the organism in Eukaryota, Metazoa, Arthropoda, Arachnida, Sarcoptiformes, Oppiidae. The transcript is spliced from 2 exons. Bases 115 to 1167 code for a protein of 350 amino acids.